AUGCGGCGCUUCUCUCUGUCAUCCGACUUGACGAGACUAUGGUCGUGGGCGAGGCUCUCAAAUGUGAAUGGGCGCGGAGAUAAGGUAGGUCAAGUUGAGGAGCCGCAGGAGGAAAGGGGAGAAGAGGAGCAAGGUGUGCCGCGACUGUUGAGCCUUCCCUUUCUGUCGGUGGACGAUACUGCAGCGCGGCCGCUGGAAAUUACCUUUGCGGAUCUGAGUUUCAGAAUCCGAGGCAAACCGACUGACAUUCUAGCUGGUCUGCAUGGAUCAUGCAAAGCUGGCUCGAUUCUGGGGGUCAUGGGCCCCUCUGGCUCAGGGAAAUCGAGCUUUGUCAACAUUUUGGGCGGAAAGAAUAAGGCUAGCACUGGCGAGAUCUGUCUUAACGGUUAUAGGAUGAAGCCGGCAGAGCUGCGAGCGCUGAUGGGAUUUGUCCCCCAAGAUGAUCUUGUUCUUCCUGAGCUGACCGUGCGAGAGAACCUUCUUCACUCGGCACGCGUCAUGCUGGGCGGGCAGCUGGGCGACCAUGAAAUUCAAGACUAUGUUGGAUCGUUGAUUGCCUGUCUCGGACUUGCAAAGGUGCAGGAUCAAAUGGUGGGUAGUGUCGCACAACGAGGAUUGUCUGGGGGAGAAUGCAAACGGGUGAGCAUCGGCCUUGAACUCGCCGCCGCUCCCAAGGUGUUGAUCCUCGACGAACCGACCUCGGGCCUUGACGCGACCGCGGCGCUGUCCUUGAUGAGGUUGCUACGUUCGAUCUCACGUUGCGGAAUCAUGGUCAUCUGUGUCAUUCAUCAGCCCAGGGCUGAGAUCUUUGCUCUUCUGGAUACCCUCAUGCUUCUGAACUCAGGGAAACAGGUCUAUUUUGGCGAAGCCGCCACCGCUAAAGCCUACUUCACAGGCCUUGGCUAUGAGUUCCCUUCCUUCUGCAAUCCAGCGGAUAUCAUCAUGGAUAUCCUCCCUAGUCACGCGUGGGAGGAUACAGAUCUGCCAGCCACGGAAGGGAAAUCUUGCAUGCCAGUAACAGGCAUUUCUGACGCUGACGCGGGCGCAGCAUCCGACACUCCACAACAAGUCCCCGAUAUUCUCCUCUCCAUUCGGCAGCGAAAAGCCGCGUGGGCGCAACAAGUCUGGCUCUCGUUCUGCCGCGGAACAGUGCAACAGACCCGACAGACUGCAAGUUUCUGCUUGGAGAUUGUAUCGGGCUCCGUCAUCGGGGUCAUGAUCGGCUUGACGGUUUUCGAGUAUCACGGCCACAUCUUCCAAGGGAUCUAUCACCCUCCGUUUGAGUUGCUGUCCAGCGCCGUGAACUACCGCAUGCUUGCCGAGCAGGCAUUGCUUUCGUGCUUGGGCAUAGCCUGUGCAGCCGGUCCUCCGGGUGUCAAGCUACUAGGGGAAGAAAAAUUGAUCUUCCGCCGCGAACAGCAAUCCGGCCAUUCCCGGAGCGCCUAUUUCCUGGGCAAGAACCUCUCCGUGCUUCUGCGCAUGUUCCUGUCAUCCUUACACUACACUACCAUCUAUAUGAUACUAGCGACACCGACGAUAUCCUUUGGACUUCAGCUGGCGAUUGACUUUCUGUACUUCUACUGCAUGUACGGUCUCGGCUGCAUCGUGGCCGCCAUAACACGACGUGAAGACGGCCCACUGGUCUGCAUGUUAAGCUGCCUUGUCAUCUCUGCCCUCGGAGGCUGUGCGCCCCGGCUAGCCUUGGUGAAGACGUGGCAUCUAGGGUGGUUCUGGUAUCUUUGGCCUGCGACAUGGUUUUCCGAGGCGUUCUACAACGAGAACACUUCGCCGUUUGCCUACCUGUAUCAAUUGGACGGCGCAUCGGAUUUUAUUGGUUACAAGAAUAACCGGACUGGCUUUGAUAUUGGGUAA
This is a messenger RNA of Aspergillus aculeatinus CBS 121060, 1872 nucleotides long. Its product is annotated as putative ABC transporter. The transcript has 7 exons. The coding region runs from base 1 to 1872 and encodes 623 amino acids. Gene Ontology annotation, cellular component: membrane. Gene Ontology annotation, molecular function: ATP hydrolysis activity; ATP binding; ABC-type transporter activity. NCBI's taxonomy places the organism in Eukaryota, Fungi, Ascomycota, Eurotiomycetes, Eurotiales, Aspergillaceae. The record is from RefSeq and is a predicted model, not a curated record.